Molecule: messenger RNA, 1701 nt
Organism: Scheffersomyces amazonensis
Lineage: Eukaryota; Fungi; Ascomycota; Pichiomycetes; Serinales; Debaryomycetaceae
Product: glutamyl-tRNA(Gln) amidotransferase subunit
Exons: 1
Coding region: 14-1564 (516 amino acids)
Biological process (GO): mitochondrial translation; glutaminyl-tRNAGln biosynthesis via transamidation
Cellular component (GO): mitochondrion; glutamyl-tRNA(Gln) amidotransferase complex
Molecular function (GO): glutaminyl-tRNA synthase (glutamine-hydrolyzing) activity
Source: RefSeq, a predicted model, not a curated record
AGGCAUAGAUGACAUGAUAAUAUUUAGGCGACUGUUACAUUAUUCAGGAGUUUGCCAAUCAUCAGGGAGCCCUUUUAAAUUAUAUCCGAAUUAUAAGUUUAAAUGUGGUCUAGAAAUUCAUACACAAUUGAAAACCAAAUACAAACUAUUUUCAUUACUGGAAACCAGUUUUAAUGCUGAUCCAAAUUCUAAAAUCAGUUAUUUUGAUAUAGGAUUGCCUGGAGCACAACCUAAAUUAAAUCCCGAAGCAUUACUUUUAGCUUUAAAAGCUGCUUCAGCUUUAAAUUGCCAGAUUUCGUUGCAAUCCAAAUUUGAUAGGAAACAUUAUUUUUAUCGUGAUCAGCCUUUAGGAUAUCAAGUCACUCAAUAUUAUCAUCCCUUGGCUGCUAAUGGACAUGUGGAGCUUAAUAAAUUUGACGUAAACGGAGAUGUUUCAAAAGUGAUUGGAAUUGAACAAAUUCAAAUCGAACAAGAUACUGGGAAAUUACAUUACGAUAAAUUCGAUGGAGUAAUACAGGUUGAUUACAAUCGAAGUAAUACACCAUUGAUAGAAGUUAUAACUAAGCCUGAUUUUGAAAAUUUGCUUCAAGUCGAAGUUUUCCUUAAAAAUUAUCAAACGUUGAUGAGACAUAUGGGAGUAUGUUCCGGAAAUUUAGAAACGGGUGCUAUAAGAGUAGAUGUUAAUCUUAGUGUGAAUGGAUUUCCUAGAGUUGAAAUGAAAAAUUUAGCCAGUCAUGGAGAAAUUCAAGAAGCUCUUAAAUCUGAAUAUUCAAGGCAAGUAUCUCUUCUUAAGGAAAAUAAAGGUGAUCAGAUAGUUCAGGAAACUAGAGGUUUUGAUGGUAAACAAACAUAUUCGCAAAGAUUAAAGGAAAAUUCAGUCGAUUAUAGGUACAUGCCUGACUCUGAAUUACCAGUAAUAAACCUUGAUAAGUCAAUUGCUGAAGAGAUAAGGAGAAUUUUACCUAGAACUCCAACUCAAAUAAUGGCUGAAUUAUUAUCAACAUAUCAAUUGGAAAAGAAAUAUGCAAAAUAUAUCAUUGAUCAUCCAGAAUUGCUUAAAUAUUAUUAUAAAGUUUGUGAAUUAGUUCUUCAAGACCAAGGAAUUAAAACUAAUGUUGUGAAUAAUUGGUUUUUUCAUGAAUUUUUAGGCACAUUUACUAAACUUGAUAUGAAAGUUAAUAUAGUAAUAUUACCAGCACACAAGUUAUCUGAGUUAAUCUUUGCAGUAUCAUCAGGAGAUAUUUCUUUGACUUCAGCAAGAUUAUUAUUAAAGCAAUUAAUUUUAGAACCAAAUACUUCAGAUAAAUCGAUAAAGGAAUUAAUUGAGUUUUAUGAAUUAGGUGCUCCUCUGGAUAUACUGGCAACAGAUCUUGAUAAAGCAGUUACAGAGGUUUGUGAAGCUGUGUUACUCGAAUCUGCCUCAUCUACUAAGAGUGAUAAGAAAGGUAAGAAAGUAGCGCAUAAAAUAAAAUUUUUGAUAGGAAUGGCAAUGAGGAAAACACAAGGAAGAAUUAAACCUGAUGUAUUACAAAAAAAGUUUGAAGAACUCAUCGGUAAACAAUAGAGCAAAAUACUUAAAUUUAAAUAUGUAAAUAGUUAAUAAUACAAUUUUAUUGUAUGGGAAGUAAAUAAAUCAAAAUUACAAUAACCAAAGAAGUAUAUUAAAGAAGUAGUUCGCCUAUUUUUGUUUGACUUGAAAGU